AUGAGCGUCCCUGCCCAGCGCAACCCCAAGGACUCGAUGAAGUCGACCUGGCGGAUGACGGACAAGAGCCAGUGGAACCUCCAUCACUGGCUUCUUGAGAUCCUGAACAUCCAUUCCAUCGAACUCGAUAAGGAUGUCCCCGUUCACCAGAAGACGGAGAAGGUGCCCUACCUCCCGGAAUGGCAGCAGCAUCGCUGGGUCAUCACGCACGCUUUCCUGCCGAUUCUCAUCCACCACGUCUACACCUCCUACACAGGCCAGAACCUCACCCCGCUCGGCGCGGUGCUGUUCUACAGCGUCGCCUUCAAGCUCAUCGCCAUCCACGAGCUACACGUGCUCCGCCGCGUCGGCCACCAAACGGGCUUCCUGGACGGCGACACCCACGAGCGAGACGGCGUCCCGGACGUCAGCGUCGCCAAGGUCGUCCGCUCGCUCCUCUCAACUUCGACCUUCCGCCCCGUUUUCACCGUCUUCCUCGCCUACCGGACAUCCCAAGCCCCCUCUUCCCUAAACUGGUCCUGGCUACCCCUGGAAGCAGGCCUCUAUGGCAUCAUCCUCGACUUCUGGUUCUACUGGUACCACCGCCUGAUGCAUGAGGUCGGCAGCCUGUGGAAAUUCCACCGCACCCACCACCUCACGAAACACCCCAACCCGCUCCUGACGCUCUACGCCGACCUCGAGCAGGAACUGUUUGAUAUUGCGGGGAUCCCGCUGAUGACGUACUUUACCAUGAAGGCCAUGGGCAUGCCGAUGGGGUUCUAUGAGUGGUGGGUUUGCCAUAUGUAUGUGGUGUGGGCGGAGUUGGCCGGGCACAGUGGGAUCCGCGCUGUGGCGAUCCCUCCCAAUACGCUGAGCUGGGCGCUGCGGUUGUUCAAGGCGGAACUCAUCAUCGAGGACCACGAUCUGCACCAUCGGUUUGGGUGGAAGACUAGUGGGAACUAUGGGAAGCAGACGCGUCUCUGGGAUCGGUUGUUUGGGACAUGCCGCGAUCGCGUUGAGUGUCAGGAGGCGAACAUCGAUUACAGCAAUACGUUGUCGUUGCCGUGGUUUUAG
Aspergillus mulundensis is the source of this 1053-nucleotide messenger RNA. RefSeq names its product sterol desaturase family protein. The transcript has a single exon. Bases 1 to 1053 code for a protein of 350 amino acids. Gene Ontology annotation, biological process: ergosterol biosynthetic process. The record is from RefSeq and is a predicted model, not a curated record. NCBI's taxonomy places the organism in Eukaryota, Fungi, Ascomycota, Eurotiomycetes, Eurotiales, Aspergillaceae. Gene Ontology annotation, molecular function: C-4 methylsterol oxidase activity; iron ion binding.